Branchiostoma belcheri (Belcher's lancelet) is the source of this 1098-nucleotide messenger RNA. RefSeq names its product toll-like receptor 7. Lineage: Eukaryota; Metazoa; Chordata; Leptocardii; Amphioxiformes; Branchiostomatidae. Bases 1 to 1098 code for a protein of 365 amino acids. Gene Ontology annotation, molecular function: protein binding. The transcript has 2 exons. The record is from RefSeq and is a predicted model, not a curated record.
AUGGGAUCUCUGACAUUAUUUUUCCUGUUUACUUUGUUAACAAUUACUACUGGGAAAACAGUUGAUUACACUGGGCGUAACUUAUUAUGUGUGCCAAUGGAUAAGAUCAGAGAUGCUUAUGUCGUAAAAUUAUCAGAUAACAAAAUAACCGACCUGGGUUCUUUCAAUUCGUCACCAAAGAUACGCUAUCUGUACAUCGACAACAAUGAAGUGAACAACAUUUCGAAGCAAACGUUUCAAGGAUUAGAUGAAUUAGUGCAUCUCAAUCUCAACAAAAAUUACAUUUCUGCCCUUCGCCAGUUCACAUUUUCUGCUCUUUCGGCGUUGUUGGAUCUUUAUCUCAAUAAUAACUUCAUUUCUGUCAUAUCAGACAGGGCGUUUUAUGGCCUGACAAAUUUGGAAUAUCUAGAUCUUUCUGGAAACCGCCUGUCCGUUUUUCCAACGCAGGCCAUAAAGUUGAUUCCUAGCAAACAGCUCCUUUGGGUUAUGAUUCGAGUCAACAACAUCAGCCAAAUACCGACAGAUAUAAAAACGAUACACCCUUCAACUUCUUACGACUUACAAGGCAACCCUUUGAGGUGUUCCGAUGAACUGGCAACGCGAAAGAACACGUCGUACCCGGGGUACAAUUUAGAAGUGUCCUUUUACACAAUCAACACAAUACAUAACCGAUCUUUCGUUGAAAAAACGACGUUUCUCAAAAAAUUUCAUAGCUACUUUGGUAGAGUCAGUCAACCACAGGAACUGUACACCUUCCUGCAGUGCACACUACACAAGUGCAGAUUCAUUGUCAAAUGGACGACGAUGCUGCAGAGAACGAUCAUCUAUAUGAGGAUGUCGAUGGCCAACUUCGCGCUUCUGCAGCGCCCCCUCCACUACCAGUACACAGCGAUGACAACAACGCGACUGAGGACAAUGCUCUGUACGAGAAUGAUCACCCCUACGCUUCUGCAGCGCCUCCUCCUGUCCCCGAUGCCGACGAUGGUCCAGAGCAUUCUGAAGAUGUCGAGGGGGUCCAUGAGAACCAAGACACCUCUGCACGACCGUUUCCGUCACCUCUAUUCAACCCACGGCAACAGGCUACAAGUGCUUCAGUAA